Messenger RNA from Onychostoma macrolepis, 2491 nucleotides. RefSeq names its product deformed epidermal autoregulatory factor 1-like. Gene Ontology annotation, molecular function: DNA binding. The record is from RefSeq and is a predicted model, not a curated record. The transcript is spliced from 8 exons. NCBI's taxonomy places the organism in Eukaryota, Metazoa, Chordata, Actinopteri, Cypriniformes, Cyprinidae. Bases 500 to 1381 code for a protein of 293 amino acids.
GUACUAACUACUAUCUUUCCAUUGUUUUUCUCAAUAUGGGAUGCAGGUGGCAGUGUAUUAUAGCUCUGCUUUUCUGUUACAGACCUUCAAUGUCGGUGUCAAGGUACCUUAAAGUGUGUUGUUGUGAUAGACGUUACUUCUGGAGCACCAGAGCAGAGAAUCCAGUCUGAUGGCAGGGUUUCAUUUAGUUUCUCUUUAGUGUAGUUGUAGUUUCAAGUGCAGCCAGGUUCAUUUCUGUGUUUUACAGGUAAGGUCAUCUUUUCCUUUUAUUAUUUAUGCCCAGAGAUAUAUUUUAUGACAUAGUGAAUGUUUAUGAUGAAAGGCAUUUGUGCACAUGAUCCUCUCUUAACAGUUUAACAGGAAAAUUGCAUGGAUUUACCUGAACGGUGUAAACUGGAAGAAUCAUUCUUUCUGUUGACAAGUGUGUAUCUAUUUCGGCUCAUUCAACCAAUUCUGAAUAUCCACAACUAAAUGAUGACUGUGCUUUAGAUACCGGGAGAUGGAUGGUAAAUCAUCCAUAGAUUCAGGAUUUGGAGUGAAAUGGAAAAAAAGUAAAGUAAAACAAGGAGGAAAAAGAAAAAUUAGGGAACAAGAUGGAGAGAAGUGUGUUUCAUGUAAAGGGAAAUGGUUCACGCCCAGAAAGUUUGAGAAGUUUGGAGGAAAGGGGAAUAACAAGAAGUGGAAGAGUAGCAUCUUUUACAAGUCAUCAAAUGGCCGUCAACAAGUGCAAACAGAGAAACUCAUACAGGUGACACAGACAGAUAGAUGUGAUUUCACUGCCAGUAAGGAAAACAAUCGCAGAAAUAAUACUGAAAUACCUGUGUGUGGAAGUGAAGAGGACACAGUGACGAAGGGAACAAUUCAGCAGGACAAUUCUUCAGACGAGUCCAUAUCUGUUGCUGAAAGAGUCAAACUGAACAGGAGGGAACCUAUAAAUUCAACUGAAACUGUCAGUGAAACGAUCACAAAACAUAUAGGAUCUACUGGGAAUGAUAGAGAUUCACCUGCUCAUCCCACCAAUGCUACAGAAGCUGCUGUAUCUCCUGUCAUAGAGGAGCCUGAUCAGACCUCAAAUGAAGCAGCAACAGAAGCAGCAGCUCAGCUGAACUUCAGUGAUUCUCCUGCUGAAUGGCAGAAUCCUGUUGCUUCUGAAGAGACUGAGAAGGCAGGCCAGAUGCAGUUAUUUGAAUUUCUGGAAAAUCAGUUUAAUACCAUUAACAACACCCUACAAUCAAUUGAUUUGUCUUUGAAGAAGCUGGUGGAAAUGCAGUCACAAAUCACACUGCCUCAAUACAUCAGUCUAACUCCUGCUGUUAUUGAAAAUCCCCAGAUUUACUCCCCAGUCAAGGAGGAGCAAAUCACUGAAGUUGUAAUGACAUGAUUAAAAAUAUGAGUGAAAAACUAAGGUCUGAGAUUAAAGAAAAAUUGAGUGAAUACUGAUGAGAGAAAGAAGUAGAACUGUGGUCUGAGAUGUUAUGAUUUUAAAAAUACAUGUAAGGUAUAUCCAUAGAUAUGUAUAGAUGCCCCACUCGACCGCUCCAAGCAUGUAGAUGCCUCCGUCAUGUUGUAACAGUCAACUUGACGUCAUUCACCAUACUAUGGGUUCGCAGACCAUCGGCCAUCUUCGAAUAUUCAUUGAUUACUAUGGUGAAUGACCAAAGCCACUAGAAGGCAAGCCUGCAACCUUUAGCCAAAAAAAGUUUAAUGGCUAAAGCUAAUGCUGCGGCGCAGGGAUGGAGACCAGACGCCGUUUUUUUGAAUGGAUGUCAAUGGAGGAGAGGCUUCACUACGCUGAAUAAACAGCUUUUUUUUAAGGAAAUAGCUUAUCAUUUAUUGAAUCAAUAGCCUAUCGGCUAAUCUAAAUAAUAGUUUUGGAUUGAAUUAUUUUUAGAAUUUAAACAAAAAAAAUGACAUUUUCUAAAAGAAGUCACUGACACUGGAUUCAGCUGACGGCACUUUCCAUUCAUUCCUAUCCUUAAAUGCCAAUUGAGUGUCGCACAACUCUGACUGGAACUUAGUGACGUCAAAGCUGGAAUGUGAUUGGUUAUCAGGGCACACGUGAUCCAAGUUGACCGUUACACUUUCUCCAAUAGUAAGUAAUACAGACCCUCUAAUCUCCUAGUAGUAAGACAAUCUCUGGAAUGAUGUCAAGAUGUCACCAUUACAAUAUGGCCCAUCUACAUAUACAUAUCUACUGUGGGUAUAUCUACAUUAAUAAUGACAACAAAUAUAAUAGGUUCUAUUUAAUGUGUAAAAGCUCAAAUAAACGGCAUGUCACUUAAUCAUUUAAAGUUACAAACAAAAUUACAACAUAAAAAUAGAGCAGUUUACAUUUCAGUUUCAUUUCUGUGUCAGUGUGUAUCUGAAGCAAAUACAGUAGAUCAAAAUCCCUGUAUCUGCACUCUGGUGUAAUGAAGGGAGGAGUUUUACUAUUGUCUGUUGUUCUCUCAUUCCUUCCUGACACAUUCCUUUUCUAGUUUCUAGUUUUCUG